AUAUAGUACUACUACUACUUCUAAUUAAUCAAUCAAAACUUAAGAAAAUUAAGGGUCAUUAUAUAUGAUGAUGAGCAAAGAAAAUGUUGUGGAACUUGGUUAUGAAGAAGGGAAGAGUAGUAGUAAUAGUAAGUCAUUUUCAAGAAGAGGAAUAUCAAUGUUGGACUUUGUUCUAAGGCUUAUUGGAAUUGUUGGUACCAUGGCAAGUGCAAUUGCCAUGGCAACAACCGAUGAAACUCUUCCUUUCGCUACUCGUUUCGUUCGCUUUAAGGCUAAUUACGACGACCUUCCAACUUUUACGUUGUUCGUUGUUGUGAAUGGCGUUGUGGGUGGCUAUCUGGUUGUUUCUCUAUCUCUUUCUAUCCUACACAUAGUACGAAGCACCCCACAAAAGAGUAGAAUACUUUUGAUCAUCUUCGACACGGUAAUGCUUGGUUUUUUAACUGCGGGAGCAUCAGCAUCCGCAGCUAUAGUCUAUUUAGCACACCAAGGAAACACCACGGCGAACUGGUUUGCGAUAUGCCAACAAUUCAACUCCUUCUGCGGGCGCAUCUCCGGUUCUCUCAUCGGAUCUUUUGUUGGCGUUGCUGUUUUCAUACUCAUAAUUUUGCUCUCCGCCGUGGCUCUUGCGCGCAGCUAGAUCACAUAAUUGACUCAUAGUAAUGUCACCCUCGUUUGUGUGUGCUUGUGUUACUUACUAUAUAUUAUUUAGUUAAUUUGGUAAAUUCAUUAUGAGUUUAAAUUUUGUGGAUGAUAUUAUUCAUCAUGAUCACUAGUAGUUUUUUCUCUCUAUACAUAUAUCAUGUUGUGUGAUUGGCUCCAUUAAAUUUACUACUUUUAUGUAUUUUCUUAAUUUAUCUUUUGUUGUGAUAUGAAUGAAGUAUAUAUGUUUUUCAUGUUCAA
Molecule: messenger RNA, 903 nt
Organism: Cannabis sativa
Lineage: Eukaryota; Viridiplantae; Streptophyta; Magnoliopsida; Rosales; Cannabaceae
Product: casparian strip membrane protein 5
Exons: 3
Coding region: 65-640 (191 amino acids)
Source: RefSeq, a predicted model, not a curated record